This is a messenger RNA of Astyanax mexicanus (Mexican tetra), 3495 nucleotides long. It is a transcript of the gene pdk3b, whose product is annotated as pyruvate dehydrogenase kinase, isozyme 3b. Lineage: Eukaryota; Metazoa; Chordata; Actinopteri; Characiformes; Acestrorhamphidae. Gene Ontology annotation, biological process: regulation of glucose metabolic process; protein phosphorylation. Gene Ontology annotation, cellular component: mitochondrion. The record is from RefSeq and is a predicted model, not a curated record. Bases 209 to 1429 code for a protein of 406 amino acids. The transcript is spliced from 11 exons. Gene Ontology annotation, molecular function: pyruvate dehydrogenase (acetyl-transferring) kinase activity.
AGCACGCUGUCAUGUCACGUGUUGAGGAUCGGACAAGCCUGGACGAUUUAAUGUAAUAAAGUAGCGACGACAUGGAGAGAAACGCAGCGCAGCGCGUCUUCCUGCGGGCUGAGUGUGAGCGCGCGGAUUAGUUACUGGGUGAAAGUGGUGGAAGCUGCGCUUCUGCGUGUCUACAGACCGUGUUUCUCCUCUGCCGGGUUUCGUAAUCAUGAAGUUGUUUGAGCUCCUGCUGAAAGAUGUCACACCCAAAAUAGAGUUCUAUUCCAGGUUCUCGCCCUCGCCGAUGUCCAUCAAGCAGUUUUUGGAUUUCGGUAGAGAGAAUGCCUGUGAGAAGACCUCCUAUAUGUUCCUGAGGAAAGAACUUCCAGUUCGAUUGGCCAAUACCAUGAGAGAAGUCACUCUGUUGCCUGGCAACCUGCUAAAUCAACCAUCUGUCCAAUUGGUUCAGAGCUGGUACAGUCAGAGCUUUGUGGAGCUGCUAGAUUACGAAAACCGGAGUCCAGACGAUCCUCGCACCCUCAACGAUUUCCUAGACAUUCUUAUCCAGAUUCGGAACCGGCACAAUGAUGUGGUUCCCACCAUGGCCCAGGGUGUGAUCGAAUACAAGGAGAAGUUUGGCUUUGACCCGUUUAUCAGCAGCAACGUGCAGUACUUCCUGGAUCGCUUCUACACCAGCCGCAUCUCUUUCCGCAUGCUCAUCAACCAGCACACUCUGCUUUUCGGCGAUGACACCAACCCUGCACAUCCUAAACACAUUGGGGGCAUUGACCCAAACUGCAACGUGGUUGAGGUGGUGAGAGAUGCAUAUGAGACAGCAAAGAUGCUUUGUGAAAAGUAUUACAUGAUGGCACCUGAGCUACACAUCAAAGAAUUCAACACCAAGAAACCAAACAGACCCGUCCAGGUGGUCUAUGUGCCGUCUCAUUUGUUCCACAUGCUCUUUGAGCUUUUUAAGAACUCCAUGCGAGCAACAGUGGAGCUUCAUGAGAACAGUGAGAAAGGGCUCCCCCCUGUGAAGGCUCUUGUCACUCUAGGAAAAGAAGAUCUGUCCAUAAAGAUUAGUGACCAGGGAGGUGGUGUCCCCUUGAGAAAGAUCGACCGUCUGUUUAACUACAUGUACUCCACAGCUCCAACGCCAAGACUCAACUCCUCCGAGGCUGCUGCACCCCUGGCUGGUUUUGGUUAUGGAUUACCGAUCUCCAGACUGUAUGCACGGUACUUCCAGGGUGAUAUGAACCUCUACUCAUUGGAAGGUGUAGGAACUCAUGCUGUCAUCUAUCUAAAGGCACUAUCCAGCGAGUCUUUUGAGCGUCUUCCCGUCUUUAACAAGUCGGCGUGGAGACAUUACCAGUUAGGGCCAGAGGCUGAUGACUGGAGCAACCCCAGCAGUGAUCCACGGGAUGCGUCCACAUUCAAGGUCAACUCAUGACCUAAAUGUUCGGUCCUGACUAGUUCCUUCACUGGUGUUGGAAGCUACAGAUCUGCAGUAGGACUGGAAGUGAAGAGCUUUUCUUUUCAGACAUUUGGUUUGAAUUUAAUAGGUCAUUUUAUAGGUCACCAAGUAUUGCAUUUUGUUUCAUUUGGUGAGAUAAAUGAACAGUGAGCAUCUUAGUGCAAGGUCAGAUAAUGUCAGUGGCUAUGACAUACUGUUACAUCAUGACUUUUAUAGGAACUAUAGUCACUUGCGGCUGUUAUGUGUCAUACAUUUCAUAUAAACAGUGAAAGGAAAUACACUGUGAUGCCAAAGGCUAAAAGUUAGGUUUGUGGAUUACAUCACUACAGAGUCUAAUGCUAAACAGGUGGUCUUAUAACCGGGUGUGUUUAAUGGUUCACAGUAGAAUUGCUGUACUGACUGGCCUAAAGAAAAAUAUGUAAAAAAAUAUUUUUGCACUUUUGUUUAGUAGCUGAAAGCUUAGCUACAGACGUUCAGUUAUGCUGCAGUACACAGUAUGUACUGUAUGGAAGCCUGUUUCUGUCUUUAACACACCACUCUUCUGACUGCUUGCUCCUGGUCAGGGUUAUACUGGAUGAUGAGACACAGUGGAUGAUAGAAUUAUUAAUCAAAUACAUUUAUUAAGUUAUAAUAAUGAAAACAUUUUCAAUAAUAGUUUUCUUUUUAAAUCAAUUAAAUAGGAUUUAGAAUUCUAAUUAUGAUUCAUGAAUCAUGUCAUACAGCUCACAAUUCAAACUAAAAACUACAUGAAUAUAAGUAUCUUAACAAUUACUUACUGCAUGUAAUAAUAAUAACUUUGUAUCUCACAAUCAUGACUGACAAAAUGAUGACAGUGAUAAAAAUGACAUAACAUGUCAUAAUGAUGACUUACUAUCUCAUAACUGUAACUUGCUAUGUUAAAAUUCAUUAGUAUUGCAUUAUAGUGACUUUACAUGUCAUAAUGAUAACUUGCUAUGUCAUAAUGGUGAAUUACGUUGUCAUUAUUAAGACAUGACAUGUUAAAGAAAAUUACAUAUGUCAUAAUAACUUAACAUCAUAAGGAUGACUUACUGUCUCGUCAUAAUAGCCUGCUAUGUUAAAAUUGCACUUCAAUUUUACACAUCAGGUUAUCAUUUUAAGCCUUAAUAAGCCUUUAAUUAAUCUUAGCAUUAUAUACUACCAUGUCAUAAUGACUUGUUAUGUCAUAAUGAAAAAGUCUCAUAUAGACUUACAUUGGCUACAAAAUGUAACCUUAUGUGUCAUUAUAUUACACCAUAAAGACAACUUACUAUCUCAUAAUACUAAUUUCCUAUUAAUUAAGUAUUAAAAUCCUAAAAAAUGUGUGGUAGAAGAGGCGGAAACAGGCUUUCAUGGGAACUGAAUUUGGCAUUUAUGUUGUUUUUUAUUAUCUUAUCUUCAUUUACUUUUGUAAGAAUUCUGUGCAAAUGUUGUAAUUUCAGUGCAUCACCAGGGAAUUAUAGUGUAAUGGUUGCUUAUGUUUAUGUAUGAUGUAAUGAGAUUGAGGAACUGAAGUGAACUGAAUUCACAUAUAGAUCCUUAGUGUAUACAGAGUUAAGCUGUUAGCACAGUCAGGUUAUUUAAACUGACAGUCUAGCAGCGUAGCGUUGUUAUGAAAAAGUAUGAUAUGUUUAAGCUGAACUGUAAGCUUUGCUUCAUCACAUUAACUGUUGUGCCUCAUUAAACGAUUCUUUAAAGGUCGUACAGGUAUUAGUGGAACACAGGGAUACAAGUAAUGUUGAGGAAAUAUAACUUUAUUUUUCUAGGAAUGUGUAGUUCAACACAUGGGAAUAUUUAUUGCUGUAAAGCAGUGCUACCGAACCCUUCUGUUCGUUUACCUGCUCCAACACUGCCAUUUACACAUCUGUUAUAGGAUCCUUAUUUAGCUGAUGAGUUUAGUCGGGUGUGUGAGUGUAAGGCUACGUUCACAUUACAAGCCACAUUGCUCAAAUCCGAUUUUUUUUUUCGGUUCACAUUCACAAAUGUAAGUGACCUGUAUCUGUGUGUAAUGUGAACGAAUCUGUCCCUGAAACACCUCACAUGCA